AUGAUUAUUUUAAUUUAUAAAGAAGCUCUUGGUAAUAAAUUUAGAGAUUUGUGUAAUAGUGUUAUACCAAAAUAUGAUAUAUUAUUAUUACGUAAUGAAUUUUUCGAUAUUAAAGGAACUCCAAAAUCUUAUUUGGAUUUAAUGAUAAAAUGUUGGGAUAAUUCGCCUAUUAAAGAAAUUAUUAAUAUUAUUGAAAAUUGA
Molecule: messenger RNA, 201 nt
Organism: Rhizophagus irregularis DAOM 181602=DAOM 197198
Lineage: Eukaryota; Fungi; Glomeromycota; Glomeromycetes; Glomerales; Glomeraceae
Source: RefSeq, a predicted model, not a curated record